Molecule: messenger RNA, 1119 nt
Organism: Acanthosepion pharaonis
Lineage: Eukaryota; Metazoa; Mollusca; Cephalopoda; Sepiida; Sepiidae
Source: the annotation of a GenBank genome assembly
AUGUCAGCUGAAACCCCACAGCAUGCUGUUCGCAAUGGCACAUCGGACAAUGAUGAGGAUACGUUUGAGAAGGAUUUGAAUGAGAUGUUGCAAGAUGCACCGAGUUUGAAUGACAGCUGUUCAACUGUACAGAGCGGAAGUCCACGCAAAAUGGCAGCUGCUGCUGCCACUGCUGCUGCCACUCCACCAAGCACAUUCAAAUCCUCUCCAACCAGUGAGACUCCACAUACACGGUCGUAUGCUGGGCCACCAGGCUCUGAAAUGAAACCUGCUCCUGGCUGUAAUGCUACCAGUAAUAUUCCCCUGUCCAGUCCACAGAGCAAUGGUGACUUUGUGCCAAAGGGUGGUGUUACCCAGACGGCAGCCUCCAAGAUAGACACAAUCCGUUCGUGGAGUUUGAAUACUUAUAAAUGUACUCGUCAACUGUUGUCUGAAAAGUUUGGCAAAGGAUCCCGGACAGUCGACCUGGAGCUGGAAAGUCAGAUUGAAGCCCUGCGGGAUACACAGCGCAAAUAUUGGAAUAUUCUGCGUCUGGCACGGACCCUCACUAAUCACUUCUAUUAUGUGGUCCAGACUCAGAAAUCACUGGGCGAGUCCUUUUCAGAACUGGCUGCCAAGUCACCUGACCUGCAGGAGGAAUUCACUUAUAAUUCAGAAACACAGAGAGCACUUAGUAAAAAUGGGGAAGUUUUACUAGGUGCCAUGAACUUUUUUACUUCAUCAGUGAACACACUAUGCAAUAAGACAAUGGAAGAUACAUUACUUACGAUAAAAUUAUAUGAAACAGCAAGGUUGGAGUAUGAUGCAUACAGAAACGAUUUGGAAAAUGUUCAAAUGGGUCCAAGAGAUUCAACUUCCACUCCUCGAAUUGAAGAUGCCAAGACCAAAUUUGAUGAACACAAGCAAAAAUAUGAAACCCUGCGAGCUGACGUGGCCAUAAAAUUGAAAUUUUUGGAAGAAAAUAAGGUGAAGGUCAUGCACAAGCAGUUGCUUCUGUUCCACAAUGCGGUGUCGGCAUACUUCAGUGGCAACGAGGCAGCUCUGGACGCCACACUUAAGCAAUUCAACAUAAAGUUAAAAGCCCCUAAUUCUGCAAAGCCAUCUUGGAUUGAGCAAUAG